UCCUCAAAACCUCCCAACACCCCUCUUCUUCUGCCCCUCUAUUUCCCAAUCUCUCCUCCUCUACCCUGAUUUUCCCCUCUACUCCCUCUCAAUUACCCGCCCUUUUCCUUUCAAAUCUUUUCCCUUUACAUUCUUCCACCGCCACUUCUUCUCAAUUUCUGCCAAUUCCCAAACCCUAAGUCUUGAUUCACCCUUCUCUGCGUUUCUCUCAAAACCCCACUUGUGCUCGCCCUUUUCUUUGCUAUUUGGAUUGCUAUAGACGAGGGAAGUUGCAUGUGAGCCCGAUUUCUUUGCUGGGCCUUCGGAAACCUAGUUUUUUUGGCUUGAUCUGGACGGCGUCGUUUUGAGUCUGGAGUCUUCUUGGCCUUUCGGGUUUUGGAGUUUCAGUUCUGGUUGUUGGCUUUUGCUAUGGUGGAUUCGCUGACUUGGGAAUCGAAAUAGUAGUACGAGCAGCUGAGAGUGGAUUUUGUACUUCUGUGUCUUCAUAUGAUCUUUGUUUGUUAGUGAGAGUAAAAUAAGGAAAAACUUGAUUCUCUUUGCUAGGCUAGUGGUUGCAGUUUCACGAAGAAGGCUGUACUUUCUGGCUCUGAAAUGAUUAUUUGCAUUGGGGUUUUCGAAUUCGAGAAGCAAAGGAACAGCAAGAACAGCUGAGGGUGGAUUUCCCUUGUUUGGGGUUUUCUGAAACAGACGAGAUUUAGAGAGGCAGUGGUACAGAUUAUAAGCUUUCAGUUUGGUGCCGGGAGCUGAGGAAUUGUUGUUGGUGAUGGCUAACCAUGAUUUGAUACUUGGCCCAAAUCACAACUUAGGGCUUGGCCAGAAUCAGCAGUUGGUGUUGGGCCAUAACCAUAAUCUGGGUCUUGGUCAGAACCAUACUUUAGAAUUGGGACAAACCCAUGAGCAUGAUUUGGGUUUGGGACAUUCUCAUGACCAUGAAUUGGGUUUAAGCCAUGCACAUGACCAUGAUCUUGGUUUGGGACAAACUGUUCAUCAAGGGGCUGAUGAACAUGGUUAUGAGCAUGGUAAUGAGUUAGCUAUGGAUCGGAAACCAGAACAUGAUGACCAUGGAUUGUCUCUUGCAGAGCAGAACCAUGAGUUAGCUUUAUCUGAGAACAAUGAAUUGGCUGUUUCAGAAAACCAAGAACUUGAUGAUAACUUAGACCUAGCUGUGGACGAUCACCAGGAAAUGGGGAUUGAAUCUACCUCUGAUAUGGUUCAGCAACACCAGCUUGUAGUUUCCACUCCUGUUCUUCAAGCCCGUACUGUUGUUGCAAACCCAAGUUAUGAGCUGGUGGUUGGACAAGAGUUUCCAGAUGUCAAGAGCUGCCGAAGGGCAUUAAGGGACACUGCCAUUGCCCUUCAUUUUGAAAUGCAGACCAUAAAAUCUGACAAGACUCGUUUUACUGCAAAAUGUGCUAGUGAUGGAUGCCCCUGGCGCAUACAUGCUGCAAAGCUUCCAGGUGUUCCAACUUUCACUAUCAGGACAAUCCAUGAGUCCCAUACAUGUGGAGGAAUUGCUCAUCUUGGUCAUCAGCAAGCCUCAGUUCAGUGGGUUGCAAACUCUGUAGAGCAACGACUUAGGGAAAACCCUAAUUACAAGCCAAAGGAGAUACUGGAAGAGAUACACCGGGUUCACGGUAUUACCUUAUCAUACAAGCAAGCUUGGCGAGGUAAGGAGCGUAUCAUGGCUGCUAUGCGUGGAUCCUUUGAAGAAGGGUACCGUCUGCUUCCACAAUAUUGUGACCAAGUUAAACGGACGAACCCUGGAAGUAUUGCAUCUGUCUAUGGGAACCAAACGGACAACUGCUUCCAGCGUCUCUUUAUUUCAUUUCAGGCAUCCAUCUAUGGUUUCCUGAAUGCAUGUCGGCCGCUCCUUGGGCUUGAUAGGACAUUCUUGAAAAGUAAGUAUCUUGGUACUUUACUUUUUGCUACUGGUUUUGAUGGUGAUGGUGCUCUGUUUCCUUUGGCAUUUGGUGUUGUUGAUGAGGAAAAUGAUGAGAACUGGAUGUGGUUUCUCUCUGAACUUCAUAACCUGCUUGAGGUUAAUACUGAAAACAUGCCAAGGCUCACAAUUUUAUCAGAUAGGCAGAAAGGCAUUGUAGAUGGAGUGGAAGCAAACUUCCCAACUGCUUUUCAUGGGUUUUGCAUGCGUCACUUGAGUGAUAGCUUCCGAAAGGAGUUUAAUAAUACAAUGCUUGUCAACCUUCUAUGGGAAGCUGCUCAUGCUCUCACUGUAAUUGAAUUUGAGGCAAAAAUCCUAGAAAUUGAAGAGAUAUCACAAGAUGCCGCAUACUGGAUUCGACGAAUUCCACCUCGUUUGUGGGCUACAGCUUAUUUUGAGGGAACACGGUUUGGACAUCUGACAGCUAAUAUAGUUGAAUCUUUAAAUACUUGGAUUCUAGAAGCUUCUGGACUACCAAUUAUUCAGAUGAUGGAAUGCAUUAGGAGACAGCUAAUGACUUGGUUCAAUGAACGCCGAGAGACGAGUAUGCAGUGGACCUCAAUACUUGUGCCUUCUGCUGAGAGACGUGUUGCAGAGGCUCUCGAGCGUGCACGCACUUAUCAGGUGCUACGUGCUAAUGAAGCUGAAUUUGAAGUUAUCUCUCAUGAAGGAACAAAUAUUGUGGAUAUUCGCAAUCGUUGCUGUCUUUGUCGGGGCUGGCAGCUGUAUGGUUUGCCCUGUGCACAUGCUGUGGCUGCACUUCUCUCUUGCAGGCAGAAUGUUCAUCGAUUUACUGAGAGCUGUUUCACUGUUGCAACUUAUCGUAAAACAUACUCACAAACUAUACAUCCAAUUCCAGAUAAAACUCUAUGGAAGGAGUUAUCUGAGGGAGAUCCGAAUGGAAGCAAAUCUGUGGAGAUUUUGAUCAACCCACCCAAAUCACUUAGGCCACCUGGACGACCGAGAAAGAAGCGAGUGCGAGCAGAAGACCGUGGCCGUGUGAAACGAGUUGUGCAUUGUAGCCGUUGUAAUCAGACAGGCCAUUUUAGAACAACAUGUGCAGCACCCAUUUAAGACUUCCCUGUCAACAAUUGGUUUACUACCAUCAUAUUUGGGUAUAUCCCUUUCCUGUGCAAAGAAAAUUUUAAUUCUGUUUAUUAUUUCUGGAGUUCUAUUAGAUUAGACUAGAUUUGCAUGUUGAUGCUAUAUUCUGUUCCUUGACAUUUAGGCGAAUUAAGUUAAAUAUCAGCUAUGUUAUCUGAAGCUUCACCUCAAUAAUACGCUGUUAUGGAAGGACCCACAUUCAUGGAUUUUUAGCUUUCAAUAUCUUCUAAGUUAUUUUC
Vitis riparia (riverbank grape) is the source of this 3282-nucleotide messenger RNA. RefSeq lists its product as uncharacterized. Bases 764 to 3013 code for a protein of 749 amino acids. The record is from RefSeq and is a predicted model, not a curated record. Lineage: Eukaryota; Viridiplantae; Streptophyta; Magnoliopsida; Vitales; Vitaceae. The transcript has 3 exons. Gene Ontology annotation, molecular function: zinc ion binding.